Molecule: messenger RNA, 1133 nt
Organism: Paramecium sonneborni
Lineage: Eukaryota; Ciliophora; Oligohymenophorea; Peniculida; Parameciidae
Source: the annotation of a GenBank genome assembly
AAAAAAAAUGCAUCAAGAAAAUGAUGAAUAUGAUAUCCCAAGCGAAUAAUAAAUUUAUUCAUCUUUCUAGUCAGAUCAUGACAUUAGCAAGCUUAACUUCCUUGCCAAUUUUAAAGGCUCUUAUGAAAACUAACAUAUUUGUUAUGUAAUUAGGUAAUUUAAAUAAAAUAGUUGGCUAAGUACUUUAUAGAAUUAGAUUUCAAACGAACAGAGCCAUCGUAAAUUAAUACAUAUGCACAUUGUCUUUAUAAACUUGGUUGUGAAUUAAAAAAUAAAAAUCCUAAUCUAAUAACUAAAAUUCUUUAUAAUUUAAGAAAUGUAUUUCUAAAUAUUAUUUUAUUUAGAUUUUAGAACAAAUACAAUUUAUUAGUGAGUUUCAUAUUGCCUUUUUGUAAUCAUGCAUAAUUACCUAUAAUUAUAAACUUGGUUAUUAAUUUAUCAAAUCUAAAAUAUUUAUAUAAGGAGGUUUUGAAAAGAAAAAUAAUUUAUUUGUUGAGUAUUUUUAUUUUUCUGGUUUGAUUGCCUAAGCAUAACAAGUAUAAAAAUUGAGUUAUUGUAGGAUUUUGAUGAGGCUUUAAGAUGCUAUAAACUUGCUAAUAAAUUUAACCCAAUAAAUAAUUUCUCCUCAGAGGCUCAGAAAAUGGAAUCUUUGCUAUGUUUUAGAUUGGGUUAGGAAUUAAGAAAUUGGUCAAAUCCUGCAAGUCAAUUUUUAGUAUAUGAAUUGUCUAAUUUUCUCUAAUAAAAUAAAGAUUUUAAAUAAUUUGAAGAUAAAAGUAUAGAUAAAAACUUAUAUUAAUAAGAUUAAGAUGUUAAAGUAUAUUAAAAAUUUUUCACAUAUAUAGAUUUGUGUAAAGGAAUGGUCAUAAUCAGCAGAGCUAUAUUAAUUUUUAUAAAAUGAAUAAGAAAUUCAUUCAAAAGUAUCCUUUGAUUUCAUCCUUAAUCAUUUAAAAGUGUAAGAUCAAGAAAUUCUUAUUGAAUUUUUGUUAUAAAUCAAUAAAAUUCAUAACAUGUUUUUAAUUAACGAAGAGAGACGUUACAUUGAAUUUAAAUAUAACAAUUUAACCUAUUAACAAAUUAAUAGUAAAUUGGAAUAAAGAUAUAAUUUGCUUAAAGCGUUAGCAAACAUAAAGUGA